AUGACAGAAGGACUCAAAUUUGUUAAAUGUGCCCUCUUAUAAUAAGAAAAUGAUCCACUUGAAUAUUGUGUUUGUACACUUCCUAUUCCAUCAAAUAUUGGAAUUCCUCUCUUUCCAUGUGAACUUCCUAAUAAUUUUAAGCUUUUUCAAUCUAAUGAAACAUUUUCAUAAUUAGGAAUGGUAUUUGUAAAUUUCAUUUCUAUCAGAAAAUCAUGGACAUUGAAGAAGAAGAAAAUCAUAAAUUUAUGAGAACAAUCUGUUGUCCUAGUUUGAGACCCUUAACUAUUACAUCAAGAGAUUUUUACAAUAAUAUUCCAAUUUAAGCAGAAAGAAAAUUCGCCAUUCCUUUUAUUUAAAAAAAUGAAAUGAAAGUUAAAUAUGAUGGUGAAUAUGCAGGUAAAAUUGUAUAAGAAUAAUGUUGUACUUUUAUGAAGGGCAUGUUUCAUUAAUUAUUCAUAUAUGAUAGCAAUGAAUACCUUAUUUAUGAGAUAACUGCAAAUUUAAAAUAAAAGGGAUUACUAUGUUUUUUGCCAUUCUAAUCUUGCAAAUCUAUAAAAUAUUCCAUUAUUGAUAAGAGACCUGCAGAAGAAUAAUUAAUUAAUGAAAACUAUACUAAUGGUUAAAUUGAGCAUCUAUUCUUUGGAUGGUCAAAUGAAUUUUGUUCAAAGGCUGAUUAAUGUAAAAUUUAGAUUAUUUAAUCUUUUUUUAGAUGGUAUUAAAUUUCCAGAUAGUGCAAGUGAAAAAGAUAAAGCAUUGCUUAUAAUGUGUUGUAUAUUUAUUGAUUAUUUGUGGUUUGAAAAUUUUUGA
Paramecium pentaurelia is the source of this 807-nucleotide messenger RNA. NCBI's taxonomy places the organism in Eukaryota, Ciliophora, Oligohymenophorea, Peniculida, Parameciidae. The record is from the annotation of a GenBank genome assembly.